Ascochyta rabiei is the source of this 279-nucleotide messenger RNA. Its product is annotated as F1F0 ATP synthase subunit e, mitochondrial. The transcript has 3 exons. Gene Ontology annotation, molecular function: proton transmembrane transporter activity. Bases 1 to 279 code for a protein of 92 amino acids. The record is from RefSeq and is a predicted model, not a curated record. Lineage: Eukaryota; Fungi; Ascomycota; Dothideomycetes; Pleosporales; Didymellaceae. Gene Ontology annotation, biological process: proton motive force-driven ATP synthesis.
AUGUCCACCUCCGUCGGUGUCAACGUCCUCCGAUGGUCCGCCCUGGCCACCGGCCUCUUCUACGGCGCCUACACGCAGCUGUCGAUAUCCGCGCGCGAGAAGGUCCAGGCCGAGCAGAAGGCCUACAACCACAAGGAGUCGUUGAUCAGGCAGGCCAAGCAGGAGUGGGCCAAGACACAUCCCCAGGAGCAGCCCAAGCCCUCGUCUGGCGCCAAGGCAGACCCCAAAGACCCCAACGCCGACCUGAACGCAAUCCUCGGCAUCACAGACGAGAAAUGA